Molecule: messenger RNA, 737 nt
Organism: Porites lobata
Lineage: Eukaryota; Metazoa; Cnidaria; Anthozoa; Scleractinia; Poritidae
Source: the annotation of a GenBank genome assembly
AUGGGACAGCCCCCACGCCCAAGCAGUCCAGCAACCACCAACUGGUCUCAUGGCAGACAUAGGUGUCCAGCAAUCCCCAGUUUGGCAAACCUGUUGUGCUGGACAACCAACAGUAUUCCUUCAGUGGCGCCUAUAAUCCUGGCUAUGUUAAAUUUACAUAGGCAGAUCCAGUACUUGUUUGGUAGAUUGCUACUUGUUGAAAUAGUUCCAGGUGAUUAUUUCAUUUGAGUUCUCCGAUACUUAUAGUAAGUUUACAGUGUAUAAGGAAGAUUUAAAUUCAAAGUUAAUCAACAAAAUGAGAUAUUUGUAUUCCUCAAAUUAACACAUUUUAGCUCAGCGUCAACCUAAUCAUUGGAUUCUAUCAGACAAUUUGUUUGAACAAAAAUAUUUUCAUCAUAAUAGUUAUCUUCUUUAUAUCAACUCAUCAUUUCCAUGCCAGAGGAGUCAUGGAAUUGAACAUUACAGUCGGUCACAUUUUCUUUCAUUUUCUUUGCUGCCUGGUAAUGGCUCAGAAGGGCCUGAAACUCUCCUACCUUGAAGCCCUUGUUGUCGAGAUUUUGAGUUUGACUGUCAAGGAGCUAUUUGAUUCCUACAAACAGGCACCAUUUACCUUGAAAAUAGAUGUACUUUCUAAUGUUUUAGAUCACCCUGGUGUGGGUAAAGUGUUCAACCUCAUGGGGUCUGGUGCUAAGGGAUUUAAGUGGUGUGAAAUAAAAGAUAAGUGUCACCUAGGAUAA